This is a messenger RNA of Schistocerca americana (American grasshopper), 1908 nucleotides long. RefSeq lists its product as uncharacterized. Lineage: Eukaryota; Metazoa; Arthropoda; Insecta; Orthoptera; Acrididae. The transcript is spliced from 9 exons. The record is from RefSeq and is a predicted model, not a curated record. The coding region runs from base 258 to 1424 and encodes 388 amino acids.
UUGUGCGCACGGGUUUGAAUGAGGAUGUAGUUCGGAAAGUUCGAAUAUGCAUAGUUAGUGAAGAUGGAUUAAAAAACACCGGGGUAAAUACUCUGUUCAUGGUUUCUUGUGAAACACCGUGUGUCUUAGAGAUAAAAGGUGCUUCAAUCAAAACAACGUGCAAAUAAACUGGCAUAGGCGUGAGAACGCGAAGAUACCGAGACAGUAUUUGCCAUUACGCUGCAUAUAACAGGACAUCAGCUGUUGCUGAAGUUAAAAUGGAUCAAGUUAAACAGAUGAUUAUAGCGUGCAUUGUAUCGCGCAAAGGUGGUGUGCCUGUAACAGAAAUAGAUAAUGAAUACAGACAGCUUGUGGGAACGAAGAUUCCUUAUGCGAAAUAUGGUUUCCCGUCACUAGAAGGUUUAAUUCAAAGCAUUGCGGAAAUAAUGAUGGUUCAUAAUACAGAUGGGUCUUUAGUAUUAAAGGCAAGGGAUACUAAGACAUCUCACAUAGCUUCACUAGUAGAAGGGCAGAAAAAAACAGGAAAUGCACGCAAGAAAGUGACGAAUUGUUACCAAAUGUCUGCAGCUGGGCAGAAUUAUAUGCGUGGUACCAACAAUCAUUGGAAUUAUGGGAACAAUAGAGGCAAUAACUACAGAAAAAUAGAAAAGACUGCUCCAGAAUAUAACACACAAGAUGACUUCAAUGAGGCCAGGCAUAGGAAGCAAGAAAUGCUGCAAUUACAGACUCCUCGUGCUAAAAGUUUAUUUAAACACCCCACUGAAGAAGAAACGAGACAAGGAAUUGAAACACACACAGGAAAAUACCUUUUGAAAUCUGCACGCAAGGAGAAUGAGUUUCAUAAUUGUCAAACAAGGCAUCCAUCAAAAAUUAGUAACCCUCAGUUUCACCCAAAAAAAAGGACAGAUCAGAUACAGGCUUUGUACGAGUCUCGUGAGGAAUUUCACAGAUCUCAAGUUAAAGAGAAAACCCAACGAAGGAUAAAUGUGGACGACACUAUCCUGGUGACCAUCGUUAAUAAUUACUACCGAAAUUCCUAUAAUGAAGACUGUAGUCAUCAGGGAAGUCUACUAAGUGAUUGGAGGACUGAUGAGGAAGAGAGGGAAAUCCGACAAGACCAGUUGUAUAGGUGCCGCGACCAUCACCGUGGAUAUUUAAAAGAAGUUUCUACAGUGAGGCAGAAGUAUAGAAUGAAACCAUCUAAAUUACGAGAACCAGUAAACUGUUAUGAAGAGCUGUAUGUACAGAAAAAGUGGUUUGAAGAUAGUGUAAAUGACUGUACAGAGAACAUAAGUGGAUGUUGUGUAACGGAAGACAGUGGUUAUACACAUUACAAGAGAGAUGUUUCAAGAAAGAACCCUGGAUUAUUGGUUAAAGUGAGAAAUGAAUAUGCUGUUGAUAGACGUAUAUACACAGGAAUCUAAAAUUGUUUUUAUGGCGAAGAAUUCAGGGAUCGGCACUGAAGGGGAAUGUAACCGUCCGCUUGUAAGAAGUUGACAUACACAUAUAUAGGUAAUAUCAGACACCACUGCAUAAAAUAGUUUGUGGUAAGAGCGGCAAAAAUUUGACGCUUGUCAGCUUAUGUUUGGACUUAAGUUUAGCAUGAAAAGUGGCUGUUUUUUUAGUGUGAUUAGUUGUUGUUCAGCUAAAGGCAUGUACAUAUUGUUGCACCAUACAUGUUGCUCAUUAAAUACAAUGUCUAAUAUGUAACAGUUAAUUCUAGUGUAAUUUUUUCAUAUUUAAAGUUGUAUGGCAUGUUGCUUUAAGCAUGUGAUGGCCGUAGUCAACUGCCAGAUAUGCAAGGAUAUUGUCUACAUUUACCAUUGUUUGAAAGAAUAAAGUGUCUGUAGCAGUGUAGCAUUCACAUCAGUUACAGCUGCAGGAAAAUGCAUGCUGUAUCUCAUUCUU